Molecule: messenger RNA, 1168 nt
Organism: Puntigrus tetrazona (Sumatra barb)
Lineage: Eukaryota; Metazoa; Chordata; Actinopteri; Cypriniformes; Cyprinidae
Gene: sec22ba
Product: SEC22 homolog B, vesicle trafficking protein a
Exons: 6
Coding region: 144-791 (215 amino acids)
Biological process (GO): retrograde vesicle-mediated transport, Golgi to endoplasmic reticulum; vesicle fusion with Golgi apparatus; endoplasmic reticulum to Golgi vesicle-mediated transport
Cellular component (GO): Golgi membrane; endoplasmic reticulum-Golgi intermediate compartment; SNARE complex
Molecular function (GO): SNAP receptor activity
Source: RefSeq, a predicted model, not a curated record
GAGACGCAGCAUGUCCAGCUGGAGCCUCGCAUAAAGGGCCCUUGUGUGGCAUCAAAAGAGCUGCGAGCGGUGUCAGCCAAUCCAGCGAGGCUGAACUAAUCGCUCUCAGAGACCGAAGUUGAAGAGUAAAGAGAACAGGCGAAAUGGUGCUGCUGACGAUGAUUGUUCGCGUCGCCGACAGCCUGCCGCUGGCUGCAUCCAUGCAAGAAGACGAGCAGUCGGGGCGAGACUUACAGAAGUACCAGAAUCAAGCCAAGCAGCUCUGCAGGAAACUCACCGAUCAGAGUCCUGCGCGCUGCACUCUGGAGGCGGGAGCCAUGGCCUUCCACUACGUCAUUGAGAAAGGAGUGUGUUACUUGGUCAUUUGUGAAGCGGGAUUUCCCAAGAAACUGGCGUUCGCCUAUCUGGAGGAUCUGGAGGGAGAAUUCAGCGAACAGUACGGGACAAAAGUCCCUUCAGUCUCACGGCCGUACUCUUUUAUCGAAUUUGACACGUACAUUCAGAAAACCAAAAAGUCUUACAUCGACAGCAGAGCACGAAGAAACCUGGGCAGCAUCAAUACAGAGUUACACGACGUGCAAAGGAUCAUGGUCGCCAACAUAGAGGAAGUGCUCCAGCGCGGAGAGGCGCUAUCCGCCCUGGAUUCCAAAGCUAGCAAUCUGUCCAGCCUGUCCAAGAAGUACCGCAGCGACGCCAAGUACCUCAACACCCGCUCCACCUACGCCAAAGUGGCGGCCGGCGCCGUGAUCUUCAUCACCCUCGUCGUCUACGUGCGCUUCUGGUGGCUGUGAAUGCGCCUCCAAUCCGAGCGGAAACUCUCAGGGCCUCGCUCGCAAAAAAAAAAAACCCCGGUUUAGACGGCAGAGUCUGUCCUGGCCUUAAGACUGUGUCUGUCUGAGACACCGAACGUAGCUGUCCGUGAGGUUUCGUCGAGGUCGUCUUUCUACAGUUGUGCCCUGCUUUAUUUAAAACGGAGAUAGCGAUGCGCUCAGGAUGUUCAUAACGGAGCUAUGCAAAGUAUACGCGGCGUUUAUACGAAAUCGCAUCUGUGGCUGGAGGGGAGAGAUCAAUGCGUCUUUGUUUGGCGCCCACUAUGUCAAAUGUAACUUCUAUUUGUGAAUACGUCAAGGUGCUUUUGUAAGAACUAAGUAAAUUCAGAGUAAAUAAG